Pomacea canaliculata is the source of this 4854-nucleotide messenger RNA. RefSeq lists its product as uncharacterized. NCBI's taxonomy places the organism in Eukaryota, Metazoa, Mollusca, Gastropoda, Architaenioglossa, Ampullariidae. The record is from RefSeq and is a predicted model, not a curated record. The coding region runs from base 629 to 3970 and encodes 1113 amino acids. The transcript is spliced from 12 exons.
UGUCAUAUAUGUACGCAAAAUUAAUUAUCUCUUAAGCGAUAUUCCCUACCCAUAAAUUUAGGCAUAACUACACACGUGCAGAACAGUAAACUUUUAUUUGAUUGUGAACUUCGUAUGUGCCACUCCAUUCGAGCCACACUUAUUUAGUAAACAUGACUGAUAAUUUGGUGCUCAGAACGGAGUUUUCCCAUGUGAGUCAAGCUUACUUCAUAUUGUCAAUUAUACAUAUUGUAUAAGCGAAGGCAAGAGUUUACACAAUUAGAAGUGUGAUGUGAAAGAAUAUCGCAUAAUUUGAUUUUUAUUUUUAAAAAAAAGUGUUAAUAAAGUUGCAGUGAUAGUAUAGGAAGUGUUUUGCAAUUAUUGUUAUCGUCGACUAGAAGGCGUAGACUAUCAAGGGGAGGUCACUUCUAGUCCUGGUUCGUCAGAGUUAUCGCAGACGCGUGGGGAUGUUCCGAUGUGACUCAGGUUUAUCUAAAUAUUUGUCCUAGAUAUACAAGAAGUUCUGUGUUUUAUACUUACAGAGGAGACCUUUGUUUAAAAUAGUAUAUCGUCAUUUUAACUGUGACAAGCGUCGUGCAGACUCAAAUUUCAGGGGCAUCACUUUUGUUGAAAUUUACUUUGAAUCAAAAUGAGGAGGAUCCUGUUGCAUGAGCAAAAUGCUUACCUAUUUGAUGAAGAGAUGUUGCCAGACAACCUUGACUAUUUUAUUCGUCACAAAGACACUUUCAGGCGUAUGUGGCAAGAGCAGGGCAAAACCUUCUGGUCACGAUUUGUGUUGGUGUUUAAGAGCUACAUUACACGCUAUUCAUUGCUAGGUGAACUGCCAUGUGAUUCAUCACAGCUGCAUACAGUCUUAAAUUUUGCCUUUAUUUACAUCAGCCAGAACUUUGUUGAAGGAAAAGCAAAUCAGGCAAAAAACCUAAUCUUAAAUAUUGCUGCUCUUGGACAAAACAAGCACAAAUAUAUCUUCCUGGAUUCAAAGUCACUCACUAAGGACCCUUUUUAUACCAAAGAGACAAGAGAUCUCUUUCGAGAAUUUUUUGGUCCAGCUAAUGAAAAGGCAUCCUAUGUCAAGGUGUAUUUACUUACUCCAGUCUACAUGCGAUUUGGUGGGAGUGUGUGUCGCUGUCUGGAGAUGUGGAAAGGCGCUAUGGAAAUAGAUCCAGAAGAUGAUUCUUAUUGGACACCUCCACAGCCACUGAACAUCGGAGAGUCCAAAGGGUCAACACUUCUCUGCCCAGUGCACUUGCAAGACUGCAACAUGAAAUACUAUCAGGAGUAUGUAGCUGGUGAUCCUCGAAGAGCACUGUUCCUCCCAGAAGCUUGGGGUAUAGGGAAUCCACGGCUUGAAGAUCCAGAAAAUCCUCUAUAUGAUGAGGUGGCUGCAUUUAUGCCAGACUGGCGAUAUGGGCUAACCUGUGAAAAAUUUCAGGAGUUUAUGGCAUAUUGCUCAUCAAAAUAUGUCCCACCUGAGGAGCAGUGCUCGGAAUGCCGUGCUCUUGCCAAAAAGUUGCGAAAGAAGCUUAAGAGAAAGAUGAAGAAGAAACAAGCAGCAAUGCAGCAUGACCCCUCAGAACCCUGUAGCUGUGCAGGGGAACUGGCUGUGUCACCAGUAAGUGUUGAAGAGACCCUUAGCCAGUUUAUCCCAGAUGACAUCAAAUCACAGAUAAAAAAGAUUGCAAAGAUCAGUGGUGCACCAAGCACAUGUGAGUGUAGCUGUCACCGUAAUCCCCCAGUGCUAAAACCUUUGGUAGAGGAAUUAAACCAAAAUCAGCCGUUCAGAUUUGAAGAACAGAAAACCAACGGCUUGCCUUUUCCUCUGCCUGAUCUAGAGAAGCCAGUGAAACGAGCGUGCUUUACAGCUAACUCUGGGUCAUUUAAACGCAAGCAGGACAUUCUGGUGCCCUCAGAUGAUAGUGGCACCUUAAAUCUUCUUGUGGUCUUUAAUGUAGUGCGAAGACAGGAUCCAACUACAAACUGCAAAGAAAUAAGCUUAACUAUUUCAAGUGUUGAACCAGCAAAGGAAAUGCAAAGAAACAAUGAUCUCCAGAAAAACGAUGCCCCUUCAUUGACACAAUCAUUGGAACAUUUGCCUCACAUUGAGGUGCUCAAUGGUGAUAAGUUAUCCCUGCUUCUUGCAAGCUUGCCUCGGCAGUGUCGUUGGGCUGAAGGCGCAAAGUGGUGUGCUGUCUCCGUUGACUAUUCCUCUGUUGAGAAUUAUUCUCAUGAAAAUGUGACCAAGUUUGUUGCCAAAAUCUCCAGUGUUCUGUUAGGCUUUGCUAAAACACUAAUGGAAUCAUUGUUACUGUAUAUAGUACAACGCAAAAAGCGAGAUUCUGCUGGCUGGGUACUUCAAGAAGAUGACAUAUUUUCACUGUGUUUGUCUUUCAAGCAACAUGUUCAGAAAUUGUCUGGAACUGUGUUUUCUAUUUAUACUGGCUUGGACCUCUUGGAUUCUUUGACCAGUGUAGAAGAGAGAACACUGCUUACAGCUCCUUCAGAAGUUACGAUAAAAUGCUUUGAAGGGAGAACUAAUUUUUCAUCUAAUGAAGAUGUUAGCUCUAAACUUAGUGAACUUUCUAUCGCGCCACAUGCUGAAAGUUCAAAGAAUAAAAAUUUGUCAAAUGUAUCAUCUCAAACACCAGAGUAUACAGCUGACCAAGACUCUUCUAACCCUGGUGCUAUUGUUAGGCCUAAAACAAAAGUAGCAUUGAGCAAACAAGCAAAACAUGUGACUCCUCAGUUGGUUACACCUGCAGGUAUUGGCACUGCAAAAUCAAACACCAAAAAAAAGAAGAAAGAUGACCAUGGUUUGCCGGGAAUGCAAGUAUCUAAAGGGAUUAAACCUCGUGAGCCAGUGAAGAAGAUACGGGGUGGAAUUACAAAACCAUAUUUUCCUCCAGCUCCACAGAGACCGUCAGCAACUCCAAACAUGCCUGGGAAUUUUCCUUCAGGUCUCCCCCCAAAUUUUCCUUUAGGUCUUCCUCCAAAUUUUCCUUCAGGUUUACCUCCAAAUUUUCCUUCAGGUUUACCUCCAAAUUUUCCUACAAAUUUCCCUCAGUUUCAUAAUGAUGAUACUCUUGUGUGGACAUCAGGGAAAAAUGCAUUUAUCAUGGGCAAUGACAGGGACACUUCUGAACUUAUUGAGUACUUGCGUGCGGCUGGUAAUAAGAUCAUGCCCCAAGCAUCGCCUUGGUGUACAGGUUUGAGUCCAGGUGUUCCAGGUGACAACCAGGACAAUCCUUUAUUAUCCUUUCCUGCAGGACUUGGUGGGGUAUCUGUUGUACAAGGCUCACCCGCUGGUAGUGCAUCUUCACCAGUAAAACCAGACACAGCAGCAGUUAAAACCGCAAGCGAGUCAAAGUCAAAUGUGCCUGCAUCUAAAAAGAAAAGUAAGAGUGAAGCAAAGCAAGGUGGAAUACAUAAAACUGUGUGGAUGAAAAGUCAGGAGGGAACAACUAACACUUCGGACUCCAAACACCAACCAGACAGCACAAAAGCUUCAAGUGCUACUGAUUCCAACAGACAAGAGGGAGAAGCAUCUCAGGGUAGUAAAAACCUUAAACUAGAAUCAGAUGCUGAUAAUGAUGUGGUCAGAUCUUUGUCUGAUAAGGAUCAUGCAGAUGCACCCAGAAACAUUCCACAAGUAAGAGGAGGCGAGGCCAUUUCUGACUCAUUGCAGACAAGCGGUGCCCAAAUAGGUGCCAGUGCUGACUUAAAGAUUGCUGAAGCUGCAGGGACUGGCACAACCAGUGCUUCAAAAAAGGCUUCUAGAGAGGGGUCAUCAAAAACUUUACGUGUCUGUGCAAACUGCCUGAUACAAGAGCCCAAGCCCAAGACAUACAGCAAAUGUCAGAGGUGUAAAGAUGAGAGUGUACAGGAAGCACGGUUUUACUGCAGCAGAGAUUGUCAGAUUUCAGACUGGACAGCAAAGCAUAGAGAUGAACACAGAAGUGGAAUUUUGGUGUGACCAUCCAUUGCUGUGUAGUGAGGCAUUGUUCUUCUCCAUCAGUACCCAGUGUUUUGUUGAAAUAUAGACUGGAUUUGAGAUUUGCGGAUGGUAUUGUGUUAUCUUGACAAAACAAGAUGGUUUCUUUUUGUCACAGGCAUUUUUGGAAAUGGUUUUAUUUAUUCAAAGUCCAAGUAGAUAGGCCAAAAUGAAGAGACAAAAAUGUGCCUUUAUAUUACUUUUGAUUAUCUGUAAAGAAAUACUGUUAGAGGGUAGUAGGGGUUUCUGUUUUGAAAGACUGCACCUUUUGAGAAAACUCCACAGCUUCAAUGUCAGCUCUGGGGUGCUGGAGACUACAGGUGUCUUGCUGAGAGCAUCCUCACAUUUAACAUCGCCGCCUGGCAUGGUCACAUCUUCGUCGAAGACAAGGCAAGGCUGGCCAGAGUCAUUCACUAGUCAAAUAAAAUUACUGGUACAAUAGUAAAAUAAACACGAGAGUUUCAAUCUUAUUCAACACUCACCACUUUUGUGGAUGAAACGGCUGUCUGUGAUGUAGAAUCAUUAUUUCAGAUGACAUAUUAUGGCAUUAAUAAUUAACUUUAAAUAAGAUGCAAAUUUUAAAAGACCAUCAUAAUAACAGUGGUUUUGUGUGUGGUUUGAGGGUUGGGGCAAACUUCAUGCUGGUGGGGAAAUACGUUUACAUUCUUGCCUCAGUAUUUUUUUGUUUUUGGAGGGGAAGGAUGUCCAACUUGCCCCGCUCCCCCCCCUCCCCCAAUUUCCUACACCACUGAAUAAGAUACAAAUCUUCAAGGGCAUUUAUUUAAAAUUGUGAACUUCAUUUUAAAUGACUUAAACAAAGGCUGUGUAUAGACGGUUUUGUUUUAAUAGUAAAAAUUUAAAAUGAU